CUAUCUCGCUUGCUCCUGCUGCCAGAGGAGUACGGCCCUCUUGCCUGAGAAGGAGUCGUGAGGGCGACGGUUUAUCCCCGGAGCAGUAUUAGCACGCGGUGCUCUCUUGAUACUCUGUACCUUGAAAGGAAUGGAAGCAACAUCAGGGCCAAGCCUGCGGGGUUUGUUCGAUAAGGACGAUGACAGCGUACAUCCUCUCGUCAACAACAGCAUCUUCAAGGCCUGCCCAGCUGGCAUGCGGUUCGAGACCAAAGAGGACUGUAAGCGGUUCGUCCGGGAGCAUUGCCAGGAGGGAAGCAACCCCGAUUACCCCUGGAUGCAGCAGAUCUUCACCACCCUGGUGACCUGGCGGCAGCUGGAGCAGUACCUCUUCCCCUGCUUGCGCGACAUCUGGAAGAAGACCCCCUUCCGGAAGGCCGCGCCGCUUGACCCCGACCGAAACGUUUUCCUCGGCGAUGCCGAGCCAUCGGGAGAGUGGCCGCUGCACGCCGAGGUGUUGGCGGGGGUGAGGAAGCGGCUCGAUCUGCCGUUUCACGGGGGGGGCGUUGACGCUUCGGGAAGGCGGCUGGGGUUCCUAUCGUGCGCGUCGACGGAGAACACCCUGAGAUAUCUGUUCCACCACAUGCGGUGCGGCAUUCUGGUGGUGAUACGCAACAAGCGGCUCGUCGUCUUUGCGCCGUUUGCUAACAAAGACUACACCAACGAUUGGGACGGCGCGCUGGGGAUCAAGGAGGAGAACCUGCAGGACUACUACCGAAAAAAGGAGGAGAGCUACAGGAAGGAGAACGUGAUUCAAGGGGUAGAAAACUGGUGGGCGAACGGGAACAUCAUUUGCAACGAACACCAGCGCCCGCGAGAAACAAACAGUCAGUACUGGGGGGACCACUUCAACUCCCCUCUGAGAGACAUGAUCGAGCAGGCGUGUUCGUCGAGGGAUGUCGCUGACUGCGAGUUCUUCAUCAACAAGCGGGACUACCCGCAACUCAAGUUCAACCCGAACUCGCUCAAGCCGGUGGAGCCCUACGGUUUCAUCUACGAUAAGGACGACCGUGAUCCGGAGCAAGACGUGCCCUUGAAGAGGCAUCGCUAUCCGUCCUUGACGCCCAUCGUUAGCUUCUACUGCUCAGAGAGGUUUGCUGACAUCCCGUUCCCUACGUCGGAAGACUGGGAAGCGGCCACGGGAAUGGUUUUCCCCAAGACUUUCAGCCACCAGGUGAACAAGGAGGGCGAGGUGGAGAUCGACGAGCCGCGAGAUCUCUUCACCCAAGAAAACUUCAAGAAGUUUGAGUGCGACUGGGCCGACAAGCAAGAGACGGCAUUUUUCAGGGGCACGGCAACGGGAGGAGGCACUACCCGCGAGACCAACCAGCGACUGGCAAUUGCCUGGCAGUCCUUCGAGUGGGAGUCAAGCCCGGAGCACAACGGCAAGGGGUCAUCACCAUCCGAUGGCGGCGGUAGCGCAUCGACCGACCCCUUGCUAGACGCCGCGAUAGUCGGUUGGAAUCUGAGAGACAAGAAGAUCGCCGGGCAGGAGAUGCGGUUUCUUGAUCCGACCACGAUCCCUUUCAAGGGAGGAAGGGAGAACUUCACGCCCAUCUACCAACAGUCCAAGUUCAAGUACUUGGUGUACGUGGAAGGGCACUGCGCGGCAUGCCGGUACGGGUUUAUGAUGCGCCUCGGAUCUGUUAUCCUUAAGGUGACGUCGCGCUGUGUCGCCGACAGCAUGUGGUACUUCCCUCUCCUGCAGCCGUGGGUGGACCAUGUUCCCAUCAAGGCCGACCUCUCCGAUCUAGAGGAAAAAAUUCGGUGGUGCAGAAGCCAUGACGAUGAGUGCAGGAAAAUGGCGACUGCCGCGGCGAAGCUGUACGAAAAGUUCGUGUCUCAAGAUGCAGCCCUAGACUACGUUGAGAUGCUCUCGCACGAGAUCAACUCUCGGUAUCGCAUCCCGCCGACGUGGUGGACUCCCUCCGCCGCCCUGGUCGACAUCCCCCCACCUUACUCACAAGAGUUCAAGUGCAACACGUGCAGCCGAGAGGGGAAGUGCACGCGCUGCAAGGCGGACGACGCCGACCGCCUGGAGCGUGAAAAGAAACUGGAGAAGAAGAAAGAGGAUACUGCGGAGGACAAGAAGCGCCAAGAGAAGAGGGCGCGUGAGAGCAUUCUGAAGCGCGCUAAGGCGAAGAAGAAGAAGCAGCAGGAGGAGGAAGACCAGCAGCAACAGCAGCGGCAACGACAGCUGGAGGCGGAGAAAGCAUCAAGCUCCGAAUGGUAGCUUGCUCGUGUCUGCAACCCUUGAUGUCUGUUGUACUGGAUUCUCGUUGGUUGGCGGUAACAGUGUCAGCGAAGCAAGAGGAGGAAGGAACUGGGGGGUUGAAGAUUAAAAACUAUAGAGGCUGGCAGCCCUUCGAUGUACACUAUGUGUCGCUAGGGGAAGAGGGACAGUCGAGUUGUUGGGUAGUUGAUAUUAAGAACCCUCUACCCCUAUCAGCUUCGUCGACCGGCGGAGGGAGCAGCACCGGGAAGCAUAAGAGGAGGAGAAGUAGCCAAGAUCAAAUAUCAUGUGCGUAUCGACCGCCAGUACCAAGGGCAGAACCAGCACGCACACGCCACAAGCACAAGUGCCCCAAGCAAGCCCUCACCUCACCUCACCUGAAAUUGAAAGAACCCUUGAUGUGGAGAGCGGAGGAU
Molecule: messenger RNA, 2688 nt
Organism: Ectocarpus sp. CCAP 1310/34
Lineage: Eukaryota; Phaeophyceae; Ectocarpales; Ectocarpaceae
Source: the annotation of a GenBank genome assembly